Molecule: messenger RNA, 2913 nt
Organism: Morone saxatilis (striped sea-bass)
Lineage: Eukaryota; Metazoa; Chordata; Actinopteri; Moronidae
Product: interferon-induced GTP-binding protein Mx-like
Exons: 12
Biological process (GO): defense response to virus
Cellular component (GO): microtubule; membrane; cytoplasm
Molecular function (GO): GTPase activity; GTP binding; microtubule binding
Source: RefSeq, a predicted model, not a curated record
CAUCAUGAACACUCUGAACCAGCAGUAUGAGGAGAAGGUGCGUCCCUGCAUUGACCUCAUUGACUCUCUUCGCUCUCUGGGUGUAGAGAAGGACUUGGCGCUGCCUGCUAUCGCCGUGAUUGGAGACCAAAGCUCGGGGAAGAGCUCCGUGUUGGAGGCGCUGUCAGGGAUUUCACUUUGAAUUUUUUCAGGCAUUGUGACAAGAUGUCCUCUCGAACUAAAGAUGAAGAGAAAGAAAGAAGGAGAGGAGUGGUACGGAAAGAUAAGCUACAUUGGCCUUGAGGAAGAGAUAAAGGACCCUGCAGAUGUGGAAAAAAAGAUUCGAGAAGCUCAGAAUAAAAUAGCUGGGCCCGGGUCAGGGAUCAGUGAUGACCUCAUCAGUCUGGAGAUCGCCUCUCCUGAUGUUCCAGACCUGACGCUCAUUGACCUGCCCGGCAUCGCCAGGGUGGCUGUACAGGGACAGCCAGAGAACAUUGGAGAGCAGAUUAAGAGACUGAUCCAGAAGUACAUCACAAAACAAGAAACCAUCAGCUUGGUGGUUGUUCCUUGCAACGUGGACAUAGCAACCACAGAGGCUUUGAAGAUGGCAAAGGAAGUGGAUCCUGAUGGAGAGAGGAGUUUGGGUAUCUUGACCAAGCCUGAUCUGGUGGACAAAGGGACAGAGGAGACCGUGGUUAACACUGUCCACAAUGAGGUCAUCCACCUGAGGAAGGGCUACAUGAUCGUCAAGUGCAGGGGUCAGAAGGAGAUCAAAGAGAAGGUUUCUCUUACUAAAGCAAUAGAAAGAGAGAAAGCCUUCUUCAAAGAUCAUGUGCAUUUCCAAAUUCUCUACGCUGAAGGCCUUGCCACUGUUCCUAAACUGGCAGAAAAACUCACUCUUGAACUGGUGCAUCAUAUCCAGAAAUCUCUGCCUCGACUGGAAGAGCAGAUAGAGAAGAAACUAAUAGAGACUCAGGUAGAGCUGAACAAAUAUGGCAAUGGACCCCCACCUGACACAUCAGAGAGACUUGGUUUCCUCAUUGAUAGAGUGACAGCAUUUACACAGGAUGCUAUCAGCCUCACCACAGGAGAGGAACUCAAAUCUGGAGUCAGGGUCAAUAUCUUUUCCAUACUCAGGAAAGAGUUUGCAGCAUGGAAAGAAAUGAUAGAGCGGUCUGGAGUAACAUUCAACUGGAAUAUUGAGAAAGAGGUGGCUCAGUAUGAGCGAAAGUAUCGUGGAAGAGAACUGCCAGGCUUCAUCAACUACAAGACCUUUGAGGCCAUGGUCCAGGAGCAGAUCAAACAGCUGGAAGAGCCAGCUGUGCUGAAACUCAAGGAAGUGGCAGGCAUGUCUUAUUAUGAUGCAAUAAUUGCAGAAAUUGUGAAGAAAGAGCUUUUCAAGGUGGCACAAAACAGCUUUGUUGGAUUUCCUAACCUCAUGCGAGCAGCCAAGAUGAUGAUUGAAGCCAUCAGAAAGGAGAAGGAGAUUGUAGCAGAGUCCAUGCUGAGGACUCAGUUUAAGAUGGAGUCGAUUGUUUACACUCAGGACAGCACAUACAGCAAGAAGUUGGGGAAGCGGAAGAGGGAAGAUCUACAGGAUGGCGUGACUGGCGUCAGUGUUACACCAGUGAAGAAGGGCACCUUCGGUAACACCAGUAGCACUGUGGCCAACAAUGACACUAGGGCCACCCUGCAAGAGAUGUUAAAACACCUUAAAUCCUACUACCAAAUUGCUGGCCAGCGUCUGGCUGACCAGAUCCCCCUGGUGAUCCGCUACCAGAUGUUGCAGGAGUCUGCCAUCCAACUGCAGAGAGAGAUGCUGCAGAUGCUUCAGGACAAAGAGAAAAACAAGGUCCUGCUUCACGAAGACUCUGGCAUAACAAACAAGAGAAUCCACCUUCAGAAGCGCCUUGAGCGCCUGUCAAAGGCACGCCUUCUGUUGAUUGACUUCAGCAUGAACAUAUACAACUUCAACACAACACAACUGUAGUGCAAACCAGAUUUUUAAUAGAAGAAGACGCUCAGAUAUUAUAUUGGUUACAUAGAUUUAUAUGUUUUUGGCAUAAUUAGUCAUGUAUUUUAUUAAAAUAAAAAGAGGGAGUUGUUACAUUAUCAGAUUAUAUAUUCUAUUAUGUGCUUAUGUUUCAUGAAUAAUUUCAGACGUAUUCCAUUCCAUGUUAGUUAUUGUGCAUAUUUUGUUGUGUUUGUUGUUUUUUUCUGGGUUUUUGAGUAGUAUAGUUUUGCUUUUGAUUUGACACCCUACAUUGAACCACAAGAGCUGCCUCUAAAUUAAUCUGAAGCAGGCAUGUUUGGUCUAAGCAUAUAUUUUAGGGGUUCAGCUUUACAGACAUUUUCACCAGUAAUAACAGAAAAAGUACAGUUUUAACUAAUAAUAUUAAUAUUGAGGCUCAGUUCCAUUGGAGUGUCCCAGUGAGCCAUCAUUGUAAGAGGGUCCAACAGGAGGGAGGUGUGUCUACUCUUUUGAAGCACUUUCCCCACAAGAACUUUAUUUAACAACAUUUAAUAACGUAAAACUUAAGUAGCAUUAAUGUAAUAUUAGGUUAAAAUACUAGUUAUAUAUUCAAGAAUCCUAAUUUACCACCGCACACAGAAAUGACUUUACUGUGAUUUAUUAGGAGUGAGCGACGUGUUUCGCCUGUAGCUUCCUCAAGUUUGCUGAUCCAAAGGGGAAUCAUUACAGUGUGCCAGGUUUGAUUUUUAACUACAUGACUGUUUGUUUAUGAGUCAUAGCCCACUAGUUAUAUAUUUCUUGUAGAGUGUACAGUGAGAAAUGAACAAGUUAGCUAAUAAAUAUAAGGUUAGACUGGUUGUUUGUAAUGGUGGUGUGUACAGUAUAACAGUCAAGAACUGUAAAACCAUGUGCCAAAGAUUGUAAUGUUUACAUGACUUAUCCUCUAAAAUAAACAGAAAAUA